Messenger RNA from Styela clava, 3788 nucleotides. RefSeq lists its product as uncharacterized. Lineage: Eukaryota; Metazoa; Chordata; Ascidiacea; Stolidobranchia; Styelidae. The record is from RefSeq and is a predicted model, not a curated record. Gene Ontology annotation, cellular component: nucleus. Gene Ontology annotation, biological process: regulation of transcription by RNA polymerase II.
UAUUUUUUUUAAAAUUUUUAUAAGGCAAGAUAAUGUCACCUACAAAAAAUACAAAUGAGUUGAACAAUACCAAACCUAGUUUGGAAUCUGAAAAUGACAGCAGCCCAACUAAGAAUUCUGCUCCUGUGAUUGAUAAUUUGAAUCAAUCAAAUAUAAGCCCAAGACGAUCAGGCAGGGUAAGAAAAUCAAGAAAGUUUCAUGAUGAUUUUCAGUCCACAAGUAACAUCCAUUUCAAUAUUGAUGAAUAUUGGACGAGGAUAAGCAAAGCCAAGAAUGCGAAACCAGUCAAGGUAGAAAAACGAGGAUUGUAUGGAAUUAAACACCGAAAUGAAACAAUGAGCAACAGAAACAUAUUUGCUUCCCUGAGAGAAGAUGCAAACACAUUAAAUACUAAUAAUGGGGAUGCACAACAGCAAUCUUCGAUUCCCAGUAAUAUAGAUAUUGAUAAAGAAUUAACAGGCGAAAAGGAUGACACAGACUUAUAUUUGAAUUACUUUAAAUUUCCAAGAUCCGAGGAAAACGAAAAGUACAAAGAAGUAUACGAUUGCAUUCCAAAGUUGCGAAGUUCGUCUCCCCCGAGAUUCACAACAAAGGGAGUAAAGAAGAGUCGUAUUAAUCAUGAAGCAAUGGGUGUUCGCAAGCUCGGGAAAACCCUCGGAAAUCCCUUUUCAACUCACGGGCGAAAGAGAAACGGAGUCGUUUUCGGAAACAGAGAAUUAGUUUCCGUAGAUGAAAAAUUAAAAUAUACAGAAGCGGCAAGUAACAUCAAAAGGAUCAUGAAGGACAAAUGUAAGGAUGUGAGAUUCAGUAGUUACGUUCAACCAAAAAUACUCGAAGAAGCGAGGGAUAAAUUUUCUGCUAAAAGAAAGCGCAAGGCAAAACCUCAUUCCAAUGAAGAAGAAGAUGAGGUAGACAUUGAAACAGUGGACGACAGUAACACCAUUGUCCCGGAAGUAUUAAAACGAUCACUAACAAAAAUGAAGACGGGACGAAAACCAGGUCGAACUAUAUUAGAAUGCGAAGACUGCGGAUAUAAAACUACACAUAGUGGUCACAUGAGGACACAUAUCAUGUGUGUGCAUAAAGAUCUAAAACAACAUGAGUGUAAAUACGAAGGAUGUGAUUAUAAAUGUUCACGUAAAGGAUCCAUGACACGUCAUGAAAAAUGUGUCCAUCGUAAAGACAAAGUAUUUAGAUGUGACAUAGAAAAUUGCAAUUUCGAAUCCGCUUGGUACAUCAGUCUUGAAAGACAUAUUGUCACAAAGCAUGAAAAACUACGACCUUGGACUUGUCAGAUUUGUCGAAAAUCAUUCGGUCAGCAAUAUACACUGGAUUCGCACAUUAAUUCGGUGCACAGGAAACAGAAAAGAAUUAAAUGUGCAUUUUGUACGUUCCGUUCUUGCACAAAAAUGUCAGUAAGAGCUCAUAUUUUACGAAGACACAAAGAUAAAAUUUCUGAAGCUAUCAACGAGGCAGAAGAAGAAGAUAAUGAGGAAACUGAAGAUCUAGUUGAUUACACGAAUGAACAAAAUGAUUAUGAUGUGACAAUGGAAAUCAAGGAACAAGAGUGUGCAUAAUGUAAGCAGUUGGAUAGAGACAUUAUUUCUGUGAGUCUGGAACUUAACCUAAUUCAUAUGGUAAAGCUCUCAAUAAUUAUGGAUAUUGGGAUCCAAAUAUGUAGGGUGUUUUGGUGGUGCUCCAGAAAUGUGUGCACCAAUAUGGAUGUAACUAAUUUUGUUUGUCUAUUUUACAUCAAGUUGUAUAAAGGGACUGAACGUAUGGGCAGGGGGCAUAUUCACUUGGCUAACACAAACAGGCUCGACCUCUUAAUAGAACAAAAUAAGGUAAAUCGGCAUAAAAUUAUGGCCCAACCUCAACCUGGUACACACAUUAUGGGAGUACCGUUUUGGUCUCUGUGGCUUUUAGAGCAAAACACUAGACUUAAUGAUGACUGCAUCGCUGGUUAAAAUCUUCAGUUCAAUCCCAUGCCUGCCACUCCACCCUGUGUGUAAAAAAUUAGUUGGGAGCGGAAAGAUUCCGGUCUGCUCAAACUAUAAUCGCUCGUUACCAGACUACUUUUGCAGAGCCAUGUUCGGGUUAGAAAAACCCAUAAUUUUGCUGUAUAAAAUUUGUGUGACUUAUCCAAUUCAGAAUUCAAGUAUACAGCUUGCUGAAAAAUAAAUCAAGAUUUUAAACAUUCUCGACAUGAAUAUGUAUAAUAUUUUCACUUUCAAAAUGAGUCAAUUAACCUAAACUAAAAUUUGUUUUUCUACACCACUUAUUUGCAUUUAGGACCAAAAUUUUUUUUCAUACUAUUAAACCAAUGUACUUCGUUACUCCCUAUCUUACUAUUACUUACCAUCUUAACGAUGUUCCCGUAGUAUGUGUAACAAGAUGCCGGACAGCGGACACUGCAACGUAGUAUGUGUACCAGGUCAGGGUUAGGCCAUAAUUUCAGGUACAAAUACUAUGGGAGUCACUUAGCUCGUCCCCAAACUCGCAAUAGAACUAAAAUUGGAAUAAAAUUAUGGCCUAACCCUGACCUGGUACACAUACUACGUUGCAGUGUCCGCUGCCCGGCAUCUUGUUACACAUACUACGGGAGCACCUGUACUUCAUUACACAGUUUUAAUUCAUCAUGUCAAGUGCCAUUAAUUUGAGACCCAUAAUGUGAGAGAUAAUUUGUUUACAAAUAAUAUUUCCCAAUGUCAUAUUCAUGUAGAAGUCUUGUUGCAAAAGUUUAUUAUUGGCCAAUAUAAUAAUAAUACUAAUGAACAAAUAUAAUAUUAAUUAAGGCCAUAAAAUUACCAAAUUUAGAAAACGAACAUUCAAAAAUAAUUGUAUUCAAUAUUUUAAUUUAAAAACCAAUUUUAAACAAAAAUCAGGAUUGUUGAAUCUUAUCGAGGAUGAUUUCAAUUGGUUUUCAUGGUAACUUGUUUUAUUACUAUGGUGUAAUAAUUAGUUUAAAUUCAAUGAAAAACCUUUUCUGAAAGCAUUACCAGAUAAAAUUUUUAGUAUAUUAUGAAUAAUAUGGUGCUAAUAGACCCAAAAUUCGUGCUCAAAAGGUAAUAUUAUUCCACUGAGUGAUUCCCUUAAAAUGCUUGAAUGAGAUAUUUUCUGCCUCAUGUACAUUUUUAUCUUGUGAUAUAUAAGGCUGGCAUUUCCAAAUACUCUAAAAUCUGAAUGAUUCCAGAAUUGAAUUUUUUUUUUCAAAAUUUAAUCCCGAAUACUGAGAAUAUUAUGAAAUUGCAUAUGACUUUUAAAUUUCUGAAAAGCUAGAAUCUGUCACUCAGACAUUUCGCUGAACAUUCACACAAUAUAACGUUUAAUCAACAACUCACUCGUAAAAAAACUCAUAGGUCAAAAUUGCAUUUUAAAAAUAUGGCUUCGAUAAAAAAAAUGACAAAUUAACCUUAGGUCAUUGAAAACAUACAAGAUGUGGCGAUUUGAGAUUUUUGUGUGACCAAUUCGAAUAAUAUACUAUUCGAUUUGAAAUGCCCAGCUCUGGUUAUCUUUGUUGAAUGUGCCAAUUUAUCAAUCAUGUUUUUAUCUUUGUACAUAUUUUCUUUUUUUAUAUUCCAACUUUACAGUACCAACUGAGCUAUUUUAAAUCAUGUUAAUAAUUGAACAUUCUAAAAUUUGCAGUACAAGCAACUACUUUUGUGAUAAUUAUAACUCGUUCUGCCGUAUUGUUGUAUCUUGUAUAUUUUCACCAAUCUUGGAAUGCAUUGUGCAUAUACAUAUUCUUAGUGCUCACUAAUUCACAUAAUAAAUGAUUUUCAAAACAA